AAGAAGAAGAAGAAGAAGAAGAAGAAGAAGAAGAAGAAGAAGAAGAAGAAGAAGAAGAAGAAGAAGAAGAAGAAGAAGAAGAAGAAGAAGAAGAAGAAGAAGAAGAAGAAGAAGAAGAAGAAGAAGAAGAAGAAGAAGAAGAAGAAGAAGAAGAAGAAGAAGAAGAAGAAGAAGAAGAAGAAGAAGAAGAAGAAGAAGAAGAAGAAGAAGAAAGAAGAAGAAGAAGAAGAAGAAGAAGAAGAAGAAGAAGAAGAAGAAGAAGAAGAAGAAGAAGAAGAAGAAGAAGAAGAAGAAGAAGAAGAAGAAGAAGAAGAAGAAGAAGAAGAAGAAGAAGAAGAAGAAGAAGAAGAAGAAGAAGAAGAAGAAGAAGAAGAAGAAGAAGAAGAAGAAGAAGAAGAAGAAGAAGAAGAAGAAGAAGAAGAAGAAGAAGAAGAAAAGAAGAAGAAGAAGAAGAAGAAGAAGAAGAAGAAGAAGAAGAAGAAGAAGAAGAAGAAGAAGAAGAAGAAGAAGAAGAAGAAGAAGGAAGAAGAAGAAGAAGAAGAAGAAGAAGAAGAAGAAGAAGAAGAAGAAGAAGAAGAAGAAGAAGAAGAAGAAGAAGAAGAAGAAGAAGAAGAAGAAGAAGAAGAAGAAGAAGAAGAAGAAGAAGAAGAAGAAGAAGAAGAAGAAGAAGAAGAAGAAGAAGAAGAAGAAGAAGAAGAAGAAGAAGAAGAAGAAGAAGAAGAAGAAGAAGAAGAAGAAGAAGAAGAAGAAGAAGAAGAAGAAGAAGAAGAAGAAGAAGAAGAAGAAGAAGAAGAAGAAGAAGAAGAAGAAGAAGAAGAAGAAGAAGAAGAAGAAGAAGAAGAAGAAGAAGAAGAAGAAGAAGAAGAAGAAGAAGAAGAAGAAGAAGAAGAAGAAGAAGAAGAA
Rana temporaria (common frog) is the source of this 903-nucleotide messenger RNA. Its product is annotated as glutamic acid-rich protein-like. Lineage: Eukaryota; Metazoa; Chordata; Amphibia; Anura; Ranidae. Gene Ontology annotation, molecular function: DNA binding; structural constituent of chromatin. Gene Ontology annotation, biological process: nucleosome assembly. Gene Ontology annotation, cellular component: nucleosome. The record is from RefSeq and is a predicted model, not a curated record.